Coffea arabica (coffee) is the source of this 2196-nucleotide messenger RNA. Lineage: Eukaryota; Viridiplantae; Streptophyta; Magnoliopsida; Gentianales; Rubiaceae. The record is from RefSeq and is a predicted model, not a curated record.
GUGAAAGAACACAGUAGUUGACUUCUUGCAGAGAAAUUCUCUCAAUCUCUCCUCCUCCAGGCUCCAGGAAGCAAGGACAGACCGGAAUUUGAGGACAGGGAGAAUCCAUAAGGAUCACAAAGAAAAUGGCAUUUCUCAGAAUAAUGGUUCUGUUAUGGGCAGAUAUGCUUGCAACAUAUGUGAUGUGGAUAAUGCAGACAUACUUAACAAAUGUUUGGAAACUUGGAUUUACUCAUGCUGCUAGAAUCAUGAAUAUUUACACUGGCCUAACUAAAUUUCUGCCAUUAGUGCUUUUCAUCUUUGUGGAUGCUGGCCUUGGUAACUACUGGAAUCUGCUCCUCUCAAGUACAGCCUUUUCAAUUGGUUUGGGAUUUCUAUCAAUGUCAACACCACCAGUUCUACACAAGGCCACAGGGACCAGUAAAGGUUACGAGCCAAAUUGCCUUGGUCAUACACAAAAGGCCCUCUUUUACACAGCUUUAGCAUUGAUAGCAGUUGGAUUAAGUGGACAUGUUGUCUCACUGGUUGCAUUCGCAGACAAUCAGAUUGAAAAGAAGCCAGAUGAACCUAAAGUCAACGAGCCGAAGUUUGAACGAAGCUCAAAGUCCUUCCUAUACAAGUUCAGGAGAGGGCCUGAUGGAAAAUUGAAAUAUAUGCCAAACUUACGAACCCCAUCUUUCAUGGUCAAUUAUCACAAGAGAAAGAAGCAGCAGCAGCAAGGUGAGAGUACUCCAAAAACUGAAGUUGAUAUAUCACAACUUCAAUUCCAACCAAUAGAAGCAAUGCUGGCCCUUGUGCAAAAAGAGCGAGUGAAACUCCUUGGCGCUUGUUUUAUAAUCCUUGUCCCUGUUAUUGGUUUAAUUGCUCUACCAUAUAUAAAACCAUGGUCACUUCGGUUUGGUAUCCCAGCAAUAUGUACAUUGGUGGCAACCCUUGCAUUUCUGCAGGGUACAGGUUCAUACAAAGGGGAAAGUAAACCAGAUGGAAGUCCAGUAACCAAUGUUUUAAGAGUCUUUGUGGCCUCCACACGCAAAAUGUUUGAAGAUCCUAAGCAAUAUUCAGAGCUUUAUGAGAAUCAAGACACCAACACUCCAAAAUUGCCUCAUACCAAGGGACUACUCAGUUUCUUAGACAAGGCUGCCAUCCAAUUGACGACUGAAAUUGAAGAACCAGAAAAGCAUAGAUUGAGACUGUGCACUCGGACAGAAGUGGAGGAGACAAAAAUCAUAAUCCGCAUGAUGCCAAUUAGGAUCACCUUUGUAAUUUGUGGUCUCAUUACUUCUGUUGGAAACACAUACUUCGUAGAGCAAGCAAACCACAUGAAUUAUAAGAUUGGAAAACUAAAGUUGCCUAACUCAGUCAAUCUGGUGUUCUAUGAAAUAUCAAAGUCACUGAUUAAGUUAAUUUACACUGCUAUUGGAAGGUGCUUAAGAGGAGCACGCAAAGAAAAGUAUGCCCCCUCAAUUGGCAUUGCGCUUGCUACAAUCUUCUCAGUGUUAUGUUGCAUAACUGCUUCUGGAAUCGAAACUCGAAGGAUACAUGUGAUCAGAAGUCAUGGACUGCUAGAUAAACCGGAAGAUAAGAUCCCUUUGAGUGUGUUUGUGCUUCUUCCACAAUAGUUUCUUCUAGCUGGUCUGGACUCGCUCUAUGAAAACAAUGUUACCCCUUUCUUGACUGAUCAGAGUCCUCCUUCGAUGAAAAAGUACCUUGUAUACCUCAGUCCUGGAUUAUCUGGGCUAGGAAUCGUUGGAAGUGUUUUAUCAGUUUAUGUUGUAGGUAAAGUUAGUGAAAAAGGGGGAAAAAGGAAUUGGUUUCAGUACACAUUAAACCAGGUCGCCUGGAUCGCUAUUAUUCGGUGCUUGCUGUCCUGAGUGCUGCAAAUUUCAUUUGGUUUGUAUUCUGGGCUGUAUUGUUCCCUCUUAGAGAACCAGGUUCAAAUGAUGAGAAAGCUGCUGAAAAUGAUGAAGAAAAGGCUGGAAAUAAUGAUGGAAAUGAGGAACAGACUCGAAAUCAAGAAAAAGAGGAACCUAUUGGAAAUAGAGAAUGGGUUGACCCUUCUCUGAAUUUUGUUAACGAUCUUUUGGCUGCUAACAUUACACGUUGAUAUAUGGCUUGAGAGCAACAUUAACUUGUCUCAAGAAAGUGUUUCCCACUCAAGCUUCAUAGGUCUUGUACAUGGUUCAUACCUUUUAUUUU